Molecule: messenger RNA, 5405 nt
Organism: Cryptotermes secundus
Lineage: Eukaryota; Metazoa; Arthropoda; Insecta; Blattodea; Kalotermitidae
Gene: ltl
Product: leucine-rich repeat protein SHOC-2
Exons: 8
Coding region: 575-2245 (556 amino acids)
Cellular component (GO): extracellular matrix
Molecular function (GO): protein binding
Source: RefSeq, a predicted model, not a curated record
UAGCUCGUCUAUUUUUUUUUCUCUCUUAGAUCAAGUAAUGAAGUGAGCUAACAUUUGACAGUCGAUCUACGACAGGAAAGCAGCAGAGGAUCUCGUCGACCAAUCUGUGUUUAGUCGCGCUGGCGAAUAAUUAAGUCAUCAGAGUAGCAAGAGUAAUAUCCCUUUAUAAUUACUUCACUUUUUUUUGGCUGUGGUGUUGGCGCCAGUACCAGACGUUCCUAGUAGCUAGGGGGAAGAAACUGGCGCCAUAACCUGAUGGUGCAUAAUUCUUCACCUGCCCCCCAGCUGUUGGUGUAGAGGGUGCCAUUGUUGUGACCGUCAUGAGAGCCCCACUACAGCUAAUGGACCCAGGAGAGAGGCAACAAAAGAACGAAAGAGUCGGCGUGAUUUGAGUGUCGGUGUGUGACGGUAUUUGCAUAUUGCUAUUUGUGCCAAUCAGUGCGAGAGUUUUCUCCCAGUCUAAGGAAGACCUGCCUCCGGAGAGAACAUUGCAGGUGAUCCAAUGUUAUUCCAGGCGACUACAAGUGAUGAUACAGUAAUAAUAUAAGGACAAGACAUUAAGUAGGUUAGUGCGAUGCGCGCAGCAGCUAUGUCCACGUUCCUGUACACGCUACUAGGGCUGACGGUAGGAGCCUCUUUGCAUUGCUCCGUUCGCCGGGAGAUUUCGCCCUGCACGUGCCGAGUUCAGGAGCCCAACACGAACACCAUCCUAGUUGCGUGCGAACGGAUGACCUCCUUCACCCAGGUAGUAGACGCUCUGAGAGAAAAGUUCGCGCCUGAAGUCGAGAUCUCGCUGAGGAUCGCUUAUUCGAGACUGGACGACUUCAUGAAUCACACAUUUCAGGAACUGGGUCUAGACGUCACAAACUUGAAACUGAACCACGACAACCUCAGCUCUUUGCCUGAAUCUGUAUUUGCUGGACUUGGACGUACAGAGUACCUGAGCUUGGCUGACAACUCUCUCCCUGAUGUUCCUCAUCAUAUUCUGAGGCAGAUGCCUGUACUCAAGACACUCGAUAUUAGUCGCUGUAGGCUCCAAGCAAUCAGUGACAUGGAUUUCCAGAAUAUUCCCGACUUACAACAUCUAGUCCUAGCAGGGAAUAACAUAUCUCAGUUAGAUCAGUCUUCCUUGCCACGUACAAUUCGACAUCUGCAUCUUGGACGUAACAAUAUCACACACUUGAAUGGCACACUCAGGGGUCUGACUGACCUGGAAUGGUUGUUUCUAAAUGGAAACCAUCUCACAACACUUGAUGAACAACUUCCCCAAGAAGGAAAUAAAUUGGCUCUGCUCCAUGCUGGUAACAACAAACUGCAGAAAUUGCCACAAGAACUACGGAACUUCAUCAUUCUUGACUCACUUUUCUUCCAGCACAAUCAGUUGCUGAAUCUGGGAGGAACCAUACAGAGGGCAAGGAAGCUGAAACGACUCCAUCUUAACAAUAAUAAGAUCCAGGAACUAUCAUCAGAUGAAUUUGCCGAAUUAGAUUCCUUAGAAGACCUCCAGCUUGGACACAACGAGUUGAUAUCACUGAAUGGAUCUCUUGCACCACUGCGCUCCCUGCGCUGUCUGAAUCUCACCAACAAUCUCCUUCAGGAGUUCUCUUUACGUGAAAUUCAAGGCUUGAGAAGACUUAGGAUAAUUGACCUCUCCUACAACAAGGUUUCUCACCUCAGUGGGCGAAUGGAGAAUUUGGUGGAGCCAGAAACCCGGAUUGUAGAAUUACGUCUGGACCAUAAUCGUCUCCAAAAUUUGGAUGGAGCCUUGAUGGGAGUUCAUGGCCUUCAGAAGCUGAACCUCAGCAACAAUCUUCUGGAAAAAAUUGCUCCAGAUGACUUGAUUGGUUUGGAGGACCUUCGUAUUCUUGAUGUAUCCUUCAAUCGCCUGACAACACUAGAAGAAACUUCAAAGACAUUUCUACCAUCACUGGAGCAACUGUAUGCAUCUCACAAUUCUCUGACUGCACUGAAGCAAGAUUUCCAUGGAUUGCCCACCCUCUGCUGGGCUGAUCUGUCACACAACCAAAUCCACACAGUUGGGCGUGACCUUGCAUCUAAGACACGCUGCAGAAUGCACAGGAUUCUGGGCAUACUGCGAGUCUACCUGACAGGAAAUCCAGUGCUGUGUGAUGCCCAGCUUGUGGAAACGAUUGCUGAAAUGGAAGCCAACCAUACCAAGUUACAUGGACUAGGACACUGCCUGUCUGUAAACCAUACUGCAUCAACAACAUCUCCUUCUGCUUAGAGAGAAAAUGGCACAGUAAUACCAUUCCUACAGCAAGUAACUGCCCACCAGGCAGCUGAAUACAAAUUUAAUUUAGCUUAUAACACAAUAAACGAGCUAUUGAAUUGAAGUUCACACUUUUAAACCAUUUAAUUUUCAUUCAAAGCUUAUAUUUUUCUGUGCAUGGGUUCUACACACCAGUCAUAAUGCAUUCCAAUCAGUACAUCAGUAACAUGUGAUAUUGAUACAACACAGAGGAAAAUAAAUAAGAAUAUUGUGAAAUUAUGUGAUGUCUUAAUUGAUAUAACUAAAGUAAUUUGAUUGUAUAUGAGUAAAAAAAGGAGAAACAUAAUAUUUACCAACAAAAUAUAACUCUGUGUGGCAUAUGUCUCUAAGAAAUUCAACAUCAUUGCCUUUAUCACUGGUCUGGAGUGGAAAUGAAUAUUACAGUUUAUUAUUACAGAUUCAUUUUAAUUGAAGUUCUUUGUAUAAUAAUAAUGCCAAUAAUAGAAUGUUAGCCCUUUCUAACCUAGACAUUUUAGAAAGUUUUAGAGCUAGCAUAAUUAUGAGUAAUUGAAUUUUCAUGAAAUACUUAUUGUAUUCAUAAUGAAAGUUCAAAGCACUAACAGAUAAUAUAUUUUGAUACCAUACUGUAAAAGGCCAGAUAGAGUACCAUCUAGUACUCAGUUAAACUUACAGGUGUGCAAAAUGAAAAUUACUGAAUUGCUCGUUGGAAAACAAUUCUGCAGUAACAAAUACAAAGAAGAUUGAAAUGAUGAAGGCCCUUUUGUUUGGUUACUGUUAACCUUGUAUACCGUCUUAUGUGCAGAUGAAUAUAUAUAUUUGCUGCUUUUAAGUGAGGAGUCCUAUCCCUCCAGCUCACCAAAAGCAAAAUGGCAUCAAAGUCGGUGUCAAAGCAGUGCUGUGGGAUCUGCAUGUCAAUAGGUGAUUGUAGACUGUUCAUGUUUAACUCAGUGCAUCACAUACCAAGCAGGUUGACAGCUCACAUGCACGGGACUUGUUUUCAACAAGUAUCUUAUUCAUGUCUUUGACAGUUAUUUUACGUUUAUCUUCUGUGAUAUUACUUUCAUAUAGUCUAUGACUGCUUCCUCCCUAAUCCUCUUCCAUUCAUCAUACAUAAUUAUUUUCUCAUGUGAUUGUAUGUGACAUAACAUCUGCAGAUGAUACAGGAUUCUUAAAUAAUCUAUUAACUAGCCAUCAGCACUUUAUAUUUCAGUCUUCUGUUUCUGCUGGGUGAGAAUCUUAAUUGUUUGGUCUUUUAUCAUAUGGUAAUUAUUUUCAAGUUAUACCGCUUUGUCUCCUGUCCACAUCUUCACCAGUAUAAUAUGAAGCCUGUAAUAGAGGUUUAUGUGCUCAGCCAUCCGUCCUUCUUGACAAAAUGUUGUCAGGACCAGAGAAUUGUCGAUGAAGAGAACAGCAUUUAUGUCAGAAGCAUAGUAUAUUGUUGACUCGAUGUGAUAAAAUAUAGUUUUAUGCCUCAUCCUCCUAAAUAAGUCAUAUAUUACUGGCUACUGUGCUCACCAUCAAAAUUGUGUUUGUUUUAUAAUACCAUUUCUACUUUAUGUCUCUUUAUAUUUGCUGUGAAAUAAUGGAUACCAUGAAGUCAUGGUUAGAUUUUCAGUGGUGCAUAUUUGGUCAAAUUGCACUAACAGUAGUAUCUACUUUUGAACAGGAGCAAUAUUAAAUUGCUAUAUUUCUUCUAGCAUAAUUAAAAACAUCCUACUGCCUGUUGCAUUGUAUUGAUGUUCCAAGCAUUUACGUUUGUGGAGAGGACACAUUCAAUUUUAGACAUUAUUCUCUUGUCCUUAAGCAGAAACUAUGAAACCAAGGAACAAGAAGUUAUUCUUUAAAUUAGAUACAUAAUGUCUUUUUGGUCUUAUGGAAUAAUUAGUAACGCCUUUUUGUGGAAGUAAAAAAUUUUUACUUAACUAUUUAUUCUCUCCCAAUCUUCUGAACGUAAUGAGUACCAUUUUGCUUGACUCUUUGCAUCCCUAUGUGAAUAUUCCACUAUACUGGUUGACAUGUGGAAUAUUAUUUAUAAAAAAAAAAGGAGAAUAUUGGGAAAACUUGGAGGGGAGAAAAAAGAACUGUAUGACAAUCUCUGACUUUUCUAACCAAGUCAGGGUCAUCUGUUACACCCACACUCUUGCCUUUCAUGUCACCCAUUCUGAAUCAGUGUUUCUGUAAGCAGAAUAUAUCACACAUAAUUAGGAUAUGUGCACAUUUUAGAAUAAGAUCAUAUAAGAGGUAAUUAAAGGUAUGGUGUAACAUUACAUGUUAAGUGACAUUAAAUUUUUGUAUGUCAUUGUUUAUGGCAUAUACAUGUCAAAUGUUAUAGUAACUCCUGUCAAGAUUUCUUCUUGUGCCUAAUUCAAUGUAUGUAAUUCCUGAGUUUCAACCACAGAUGAGUAAAGUGCUCAACAACUGGACAAUGUUAAUGAAAUUUUUCUGCCUUCUGAGCAUUGAUAUAUAUUUAUAUGGUCACUACAUUCAUUGAGCCUCAACAGUUUAACCACUUUUGCUACUGAUAUUUAUGGAUUCUUUUCUGCAUGAGAUAGUGUUGAUUUAGUGCCUGUAAUAGUACACUUGAAUCCAUUUCAUUAAUGGAAUGUUCAUUUAGUGGAAAUUGUAAGCAUACCCCCAUGCUAAAGGACCCAACUGAUCAGUAGCUGUGCCAGUACCAUAGUUCUAUUUUAUAAAUAUUUUAAAAUCAGAAAUUUCUUAUAUAUACAAUGCAAUAAUAUUGGUAACAUUAAAAAAGUAUAAUAAAGUAUGAUACAUAUUGUUGUGUAUAUAAGUAAAUAGAGUAAGAUGUGACAAUUUGUUUUGGACAUAGUACAGAAAAUACAAUAUUAUUCCAGAAUUGUGUUAAAAUAAAGAUGAUAAAAUAUAUGUCAUUCUAUCUAACCUGUAAAUAAUUUGUGAGAAAUAUUGUGUAUCAGAAUAUAUUUCUGACUAACACCAUCUGUCAUUUUCAGUGUAAUUUUUAAACUGUUAACAAAAAUUGUUAAAUUGUAAAUUGUACAACCUUUAAAUUUGAGGGAAAUUCUCCACUGUUGGAUGUCAAUUGCAUAUACAAUUUCUCAGAGUUUGUUACAAAAUAAAUAACAGUGUAAUUAUUGCAUAGUGGCUCAAAUUGAAUAGAUAAUAAUGAAUAUCA